This is a messenger RNA of Dibothriocephalus latus, 645 nucleotides long. The record is from the annotation of a GenBank genome assembly. NCBI's taxonomy places the organism in Eukaryota, Metazoa, Platyhelminthes, Cestoda, Diphyllobothriidea, Diphyllobothriidae.
AACUGGGCAUUAUUGUUCGCGCAACGUGUCGCUCUGAAAUUCUCGGUACCACUGUACGUCUGCUUCAACCUCUCUUCCUCUUCGGCUCUUUCAACGCGUCGACACUUCGACUUCCAGUUAGCCGGCCUAAAGGAGAUUGCAACACAAUGCAAGGACCUGAAAAUCGGCUUCACCGUACUGCCUGUAAUGGACGAGUCCUCCAGAGGCACUAAGCGCACGGCUGAGGGUAAAUCUGUCAGAACGAAGACAGAAUCCACGUUUCGUGGUCUCCUUGACCUUAUCAGAAGCCUGCGAGUGGCGGCUCUCAUAACUGAUUUCUCACCCCUGCGUGAGGACGCUGCGGCCGUACAGACGGUGUCACAGAUGUUGCCCUCCAGCACGUCCUUUUUCCAGGUGGAUGCACACAACAUUGUGCCCGCCUGGCAUGCCUCGGACAAAUUGGAGUACGCGGCCAGGACAAUCCGACGAAAACUACACGAGAAAUCGCAAACUCUACUGACCGAAUUUCCGCCCGUCCGAGCUCAUCCCUUUCCGGCUGACGCAAAGGUACUAAAACUUCAUGCACCGUUUUUUUCCCCAAACCAUUCCAAGCAGUUGCCACUUGCCUUGCGCACUGUUGACUGCGUGUGCGCCUGCGAGGCAUAA